AUGGCAGGAAUUGUAAACCUAAGUAUAGGAGGCCCGUCGUCAAUCCUAACCACGUCACGCCGUUCCCAAUUCACCAAACAGUUGGACUCUGUUGACCAAAAAUGGAGUAAUUUGCAGCACAAACUCAACACCAACGCCAGAUUCACUUGCCUCUUCUCAGACAAUAACAAAAAAGAGGAUCAAGCUAGAAAGGCAUUAGAAGGUGCACUAAGUGGGAAGAAGGUUGAAUUUCAGAAGUGGGACAAAGAAAUCAAAAGACGAGAAGAGGUAGGAGGUGGAGGAGGUGGCACCAGUGGUGGUGGAGGAGGUUGGUUUGGGUGGGGUAGAUGGUUUGGCUGGUCUAAUGAUGAUAAUUUUUGGCACGAAGCAAAACAAGCUAGUCUUACUAUACUCGGCAUCGUUCUUGUAUAUCUCCUAGUUUCAAAAGGUGAUUUAAUCCUCGCCAGCAUCAUCAAUCCAUUGCUGUAUGGACUUCGAGGAGUGAGAAAUGGAUUCGGUCUCACAGCAUCAGGAGUUUUGACAAAUAGUUCUAACCGUGAUCAGCCUGAUUUUGACGGCUCUUUGAAGAAGGAAGGCUACAAAAGUGCUUCUGCUAAAGAGAAUGUUGUAAGAAAAUGGGGUAGUGAUUAG
Molecule: messenger RNA, 630 nt
Organism: Lathyrus sativus (Indian pea)
Lineage: Eukaryota; Viridiplantae; Streptophyta; Magnoliopsida; Fabales; Fabaceae
Source: the annotation of a GenBank genome assembly